UUUUUCUUUCUUUUCUCUCACUGAGGUGCGAUAUGAAAUGUAAUUGGUGAGGAGGUUACCUUUGGCAGGCCCAUGUCAAAGUGUGCCCCUGAGUAAUUCCACCACACAGACCUGGUGCAAAAGAGGUUUUUAUUCAGGGAAGAGAGAGGAGUGAUAGAUAGAUAGAUAGAUAGAUAGAUAGAUAGAUAGAUAGACAGAUGAUAGAUAGAUAGAUAGAUAGAUACAUACAUACAUACAUACAUACAUACAGUAGCACCUAAGGAAUGAUCACACAAUUUGUUGUUUGUCUUGCUUCUGUCUCCCACAUGCUGAGACUAAAGACAAGCACAGUACCACCCAGCCACAGUUGUUUUAAAUGUGAGGAGGGGACCUGGGGAAGGGGUAGAGAGGCAGGCAAGAGGGUAUGUAGACAGAUGGGAGCAGACUCGUGAGGGCAGAAAAAAGGGUGGGGGUGGGGGAGUCUACAUGGUAGAGAAGUACCAGGAACACACAGGAGAAAAAAAAAGGAAGCAAAAUUAUUAUGAAGUCUGAAUUGGAAAGUCAUGUACUGGCAUACGAAUAGACAAAUCCAGAACAUAAGAGUUAUGUCUGGGGCUGGGGUAGGGUGGAGAGUGGGAAUCAAGAGAUCUACCGCUUGAAGUUUAAGUCACAUUCAAGAUGAAGGUGAUUGGGAUUCACAUUUAAAACAACUGUGGCUGGGUGGUGCUGGUGCUGUGCUGGCAUCUAGCUACCUACCUACCUGUCUGUCUAUCUAUCUAUCUAUCGAAUCUAUCUAGUGUUAUAUGUGUGUUGCUCUUACCUGUGCAUGAACUUGGAGAGGCCAGAGAUUGGCCUCGGGUAUCCUCUUUAACUGUUUCACAAGCUUCCAAGAUCUGUCUUUCUUAGCUCCCUAGGGCUGCUAUUAUAGAAAUGUACUUGUGCCCAUGAACUCUGGGAUUUGAACUUUGCUCCUCACGAGAGCGCAGCAAGCAGUUUACUCACUGAGCCCUUCACUGGGCCCUCACAGUUUCUGAGGCAAGGUUUCUUACUGGGGCCUAGGCGCUUGCCCAUUUGGCUAGGCUCACUGGCAAGGCAGCUUCCAGGAAUCCGACUCUGCCUCCCGGAUGCCAGUUUCUAAUUUGUCCUCAAGCACUAUACCCACUGACCACCUCGGCAACGAAGCUUCACAUUUUACCCCAUUUAAAAAUCUCCAUCGGGAGAGGAGCAACUGGCUCAACAGGCACAGCCUGUAUACACAGCUUUGUACUUUUUGGAUUUAACCUUAUGAGUUAAAUAACCAGUUAAUUUACAAAGAACAUUUAAAGCCAGUUGGCAAAGAAUGACCUGAAAGGUGAAGGAACAAAAAGGUGACGUUAUUGGAAGAAACUGGCUGAGGACAAAAUGCUUUUGCAGGAAAAAGGGUUGAGGGUGGGAGGACCUACUGGGACUUAUUGUCCACCUAGGAGUUGAGACAACGUAUUUAUGGGGGGUGGGGCGGGGGAGUCUGUCUAAACCUGUUUUACUCACUGCCUAAGGUUACUGUUUAUUUUAAAUAAUACUGGAUGGAUCUACGAUACCGUUUUUGGAUAAUGUUUUCUCACAAGUCCCGCCCUUCUUCUUCUCCAAACCCCUCUCGGGUUUGGCAGCUUUUCCUUUAACUUGAUUUGCACAAACUGCCAAGCAAGCCAAGAGGAUUUAACCUAGUAAUUACAUCGAAAUAGAUUUAGGGCUACAAAGACGUGGCAUGAAACUCAAGAGGUUUACUGUCGCCAUAAAAGGAUCUUAAGGUCAGCUGUACAGUUCGCCGAGGCUACUUUACAACCGCCGUCAGAGGUAGGGAAUACAAACUUUUACAAACGCAGUUCGUCAAUUUGUUUAACCUCUCUACGCCAGAGCACAGUACAUGAACACCUUUUGAAGCCCGAGAGUUAAGUUCCUCAGGCGGAGAGCCAAGCCCUUCCUGUAGGUAGUGGGGACCCGGGGCCACAUUGGCUCAGCGCCUCGGAGGACUGAUCCCCGGGGAUGCUAAGGGCUCAGUGGGGUCCGCCCUCGCCUGGUCAAGGCUUCUGGGAUCCAGGAGAGAUCUUGCUGGUCGCUGGCGCCAGGCUGAACCAUGAGCAUGAACUGUGAGGCGGAUGAAAGCCGGAGGCCACCGAUCCCAACCACACUUUUCUAGACCCAGGGUUUGGCUUGCUCAAGAGCUCAAGUGUCCGCUGGGGCCGGAGGCGGCUAGCCACUCCCCUCGCUCGCGCCGCUUCCGGUACCCCGGCCCCGCCCCGCGCUGGCGCUGCCACAUCCUCCGGUGACGUCAACGCGCGCCGCCAUAUUGGGAAGUGCCACCGCCGCCGCCUCCGCUCGGGCUCCUGGGCUGUGUGGGGCCACAGCCGCGGGCUGAAGGCUCCCUUGUGUAUCCCAUCGACGCCUGGCGCGCCCGCUUCGCUCAGACCCGGCUCCUCAUGACUGCCUUCGGACCCGCAGCCCACGGACAUCGCCCCAGCUCCGAGAAUUAACACGGAAGCUCCUGGGGCCGGGACCGUGAGGGAGAGCCGGCCGGUCCCGCGUCCCUGUCGGUCUGGCGCGGCUCUUCGGCUGGAGCCAUGACCUCGCUGACCCAGCGGAGCUCGGGCCUGGUGCAGCGGCGCACCGAGGCCUCGCGGAACGCUGCCGACAAGGAGCGGGCGGCGGGCGGCGGCGGCGGCAGCGGCGAGGAUGAGGCGCAAAGCCGCCGCGACGAGCAGGACGACGACGACAAGGGCGACUCCAAGGAAACGCGGCUGACCCUGAUGGAGGAGGUGCUCCUGCUGGGCCUCAAGGACCGAGAGGUGAUCUGUAAAUCGGAUGCUCCAACAGGAGAUGUUCUUCUUGAUGAAGCUCUAAAGCAUGUUAAGGAGACUCAGCCUCCAGAGACAGUCCAGAACUGGAUCGAGUUACUUAGUGGUGAGACGUGGAAUCCAUUAAAAUUGCAUUAUCAGUUAAGAAAUGUACGGGAACGAUUAGCUAAAAACCUGGUAGAAAAGGGUGUACUGACGACAGAGAAACAGAACUUCCUCCUGUUUGACAUGACGACACAUCCUCUCACCAACAACAACAUUAAGCAGCGCCUCAUCAAGAAGGUACAGGAAGCUGUUCUUGACAAAUGGGUAAAUGACCCUCACCGAAUGGACAAGCGCUUGCUGGCCCUCAUUUACCUAGCCCAUGCCUCAGAUGUUUUGGAAAAUGCUUUUGCUCCUCUUCUGGACGAGCAGUAUGAUUUAGCCACCAAGAGAGUACGGCAGCUUCUCGACUUAGACCCAGAAGUGGAGUGUCUGAAGGCCAACACCAACGAAGUUCUCUGGGCCGUGGUAGCUGCGUUUACCAAGUAACUGUCAGAAUGCAAUGUUUCCUUUCUCUCAUGUGAACCAGUAGCUUUUCUUCUAUUGACUCUGGUUUUCUGCAGUUUGUACUUUCCCACACUAAUAAUUGGCUUUUGUUCUACAAAACGGUGGGUGGCUAUUUCUUUUUGUAUGUACGCAGGAUUCUGCUGGUACGAGAGGCCUUCCUCUUUCUGUUUGUAAUCAACCUUAUUGCCAUAUUGGCACUUCAUUCCCUGCUCAUUCUCACUGUUUCCUGUUCUGGGUCUCUGGUGUACUUUGACUUUCAGAGUACCUCUAGUCACCCGCCUCAUGCACAGCGCUUGGAUUACCUCAGCUUGCGUUUUCCCACAUGUGCUUACUCACAUGGCCUUCUGCCUACAGUUCACACAAGUCACAACCAGGCCUUCAACUCACCAAAGGUAAAUAUCUGUAUCUAUUAGGACAUUUUAUACAUAGACCUCAGUUGAGAUGUAUACUUAGCAAAAUUAUUUUUAAAUUGAAACAGCACAGUAAAUACAUAAUAUAAAAUGCCCCUUGAACUUUUGCUUCCUAUGUAAAUCUGUUAUAUGAUUACAGUUGUUAUAAUUUUAGCUAUUAAAUCAUAAAGGUCCAAUUGUUUCACAAAGCCAGUUUGGAAUGGGCUGCAUUCCACUUAUGCUGUAUAUAGUUUGAAUUAUAUAUGAAUCGCCCCUUCUUCUGGCCACCUCUGCCUCGUUUUAGUAUUUGAAAAAUUUAAUUUUGCAUCUGGUGCCCCUCACUUGCUUCAUUCUUUGUUAUUUGAUGGCAAAAUAGACCUCUCAUCAUUGAAGGAGAGAGGAGAUGUGUGACUCCUUCAGGGCUCUUUGUGAGCUAUGUUCCUCAUGAUAGUCUGCCUGUGCAUCUCUUUUGGGACUUUUUUUUUCUUUAACUUUUCCUGUUUUAUGAUUUCUAUAGGAAAGAGGCUUGUGACCAGUACUAAUCUUGAGUACAGUUUUUUUUUUUGUUGUUGUUGUUUUGUUUUUCCACUUUUCUGUCCUUAAGUAAAUUAAUGUCUGCUCUGAAAUACCGUUUACCUACUCAUCUUUUCUUGGAGAAAAGAAAAUCAAAUAUCAGUCCUAGCAGAUGUUGCAUGUAAUUUGGUAGCAAGUAACGACUACGACUUGAUGAUUAAGAAUUUCGUAACAGAAAGCUCUGCUGUGUUUUAAUUUUUAUAUGCAAUUAUGAUAAUUAGCACACCUUAAGACUAUCAACCUUUGUGUUUUAAUGUUGAUUUUAUUCAUUAUCACUGUUUAUUUACUAUCAGUUUCAUAAUGUAAAUAUUAUACAUUGAACAAAUUAAAUGUCAAAUUUUUAUUACUAUAGUUCAUGUUAAUAGUGGGGCUUUCAGGUGUCUAGAAACUUUUGGUGAACAUUUGAUGCAAAAAGACUAGAUGCGUAUAACUUUAGAGUUGAAUUUUAAGGGAGUCCUAAUAUGUAUACUAUCUUUUUAUCUGGAGUAAUAAAUAAACUAUGAUCUUGAAAGUGCCUGAAUCAGA
Molecule: messenger RNA, 4846 nt
Organism: Rattus norvegicus (Norway rat)
Lineage: Eukaryota; Metazoa; Chordata; Mammalia; Rodentia; Muridae
Source: RefSeq, a predicted model, not a curated record